GUUCGAAUCAUCAUAGAAGCUGACGAAAGUGAUGGAAUCACACCUUUUCUCUAGAUUCCUUCAUCUAUCUGAGGAAUAAACCAUGAUGAAAGUAACUAAACAACAGCUCGUGCAAGCAGCACGUCUAAUAGACCAUUAUUCACAAUAUCAACCGUCUCCGUUGUCUUUGAAGAAGUUUAUAGCAUUUGGGGAGAAAAAUGCAAGCGAAAAAGCAUCAUUCAUUUUCCUCAAAAAGGAAAUACCAGUUCGACUGGCCAAUAUCAUGAAGGAAAUUAAUUUACUCCCAGAGAGUUUACUGAUGCAACCCUCUGUCAGGCUCGUCAAAAGCUGGUAUGAGAAGAGUUUCGAAGAAGUGAUUGAAUUUGAGAAUGUUAGCAUUGAGAGUACUGUCCGUGUAGCAGAAUUUUGUGAUGCUCUCGUCAAAAUACGUAACAGACAUACCAAUGUGGUGGAAACCAUGGCUCAGGGUAUCCUGGAAUUGAAGGACAACUAUGGGUAUGACCAUGUGAUCCAGAACAAUAUACAAUAUUUUCUGGAUAGAUUUUACAUGAGUCGUAUCAGCAUUAGAAUGCUCAUCAACCAGCACACUUUGUUAUUUAGCGAGAAAUUAGACAAUCACCCUCGUCAUGUAGGUUGUAUCGACCCUCAUUGUGAUUUACAUGAUGUUGCUAAAGAUGCAUAUGACAAUGCACGUUUCCUGUGUGACCGCUACUAUCUGAACUCUCCUGAGGUGCAGUAUCAGUGCAUCAAUGGCAGUGAACACUCGGUGCCAAUUGAGAUAGUCUAUGUGCCAUCCCAUCUUUACCAUAUAAUGUUUGAGCUCAUCAAGAAUGCGAUGCGUGCCGUUGUGGAGUAUCAUGGACCUGAUAAUGAUCUACCCCCUAUUCACAUCACAAUAUGCAAGGGAAAGGAAGAUCUCACUAUAAAGAUUGCCGACCAAGGAGGUGGUAUUCCCCGUACUUCAGCAGAUCUCCUGUUCCAGUAUAUGUACUCAACAGCCCCAAAACCUGACCCCGAGUCGGGCACUGUGCCCCUUGCUGGGUAUGGGUAUGGUCUUCCACUGUCUCGACUCUAUGCCAAGUACUUUAUGGGUGAUCUAGUAUUAUCCUCAAUGGAGGGUUAUGGCACAGAUGCAGUCAUAUAUCUUAAGGUUCUCUCAAGUGAAGCCAGUGAGUUACUACCAAUAUUCAACAAGACUUCGCUGAAACAGUACAGCUCUAGCAUCCCUGCUGCAGACUGGAGUAACCCCAACUAUACAUCAGGGUUACAUUUCGCAAGACAGUUCAGCACAGCCUCAAAGAGGAAAUACAGUACAAUGCCUGCACGUGGGUACAGCACAAUGCCUGCACGUGGGUACAGCACGAUGCCUGCACGUCGAUACAGUACGAUGUCUCCAUGUGGGUGCAGCAAAGGAACUCUGAAUGAUUCUAAGUGCAGUGAAACUAAAUUUGACCAAAAUAACAUGUCUGAUGUUGUUUCGUAUAGGACUAGUCAAAGAGAACCUCUGUUUAGGCUCGCUGGCCUAUUCAUCAGGUAGCCCAUGGAGAGCCUAGCCUAAUAUAUAGGAACGUUUCUUAGUUGCUGCGCGGCUAAAAAGUAAUUAAAUUUUUGUUAAGCCUUAUUAAAUGUUAUAUUUUGGGUUGAAACUGAUCCAAUAUGAAUGUGUUAUGUACUCAUAUGGGAAAAUUGUUAUCUGAUGAUGUGUGUGAUAACAGAAGGAAAAAGAGGGUACUAAAGGAAUCGAUAAUCUGGUAUAAUAGAUUGAUAAGGAUUGCUUGGAUUACAGCAUGGCUCAUAACAGCAUACUAAAGAAGUGCAAUGUUCUCUCAUUGAAUGCAUUUACUAAACCAAAUAUAUACAUGUAGACUUGAAGUCAUUUGAGGUAUGAAGUAACACGUUUCUGCUAUUAUUAUGUCACCACCAAAAAGUGAUGGCGGUUGGUGUCUGUAACAAAUGGUGGUAACAUUUUGGUGGUAACAUUUUGCAUGUUAAUGCCUUGUUACGCCAAUGCAGGCAUUAUUAAUGGUGGCAUUUUGGUGGUUUUGUUUUAGUCAUACCUAUCGCUACCACAUAUAUUGUAAAACAGCAUAAUGUACUGGUUUGUAAAUAUAUUGGGUUCAAUAAUGUCUAUCAAGUAUAUUGCGACAUAUCUACAUGUAUGGGAAUCUGAUCUUUAUAUUAUCAUUCUGUUUUUGUAGAUCAUGUCGUCAUGGCUUCUGAGAUAACUGAAUAUGAUGUCUAUUAAUGUGUUUUUGUUGUAUAUAAAGUAGUAUAUAAUGCUAAAUUGAGACUGUUAGUGAGUAAAUUGAUACGAAAUAUAUAGGGAUAACAACAAGAAACUUAUAUGAGAUGUUAUCUAUUAUGAAAUUUCAAGCAAUCUGAUUGUCCUUGUGCCUAUUGGUGUCUCUGUCAUCAUUUCCUGUGACUAUUGGUGUCUAAGUCAUCAUUUCCUAUGACUGUUGUAUAAAUUAUAUAAAACAUCAUUCAAUGAAUUGUAAAAUAUAGGAAACAUUGUGCCUUCAAAAGGAUGUGUUUCUCUCGGGUGGCACCUCGUGAAAUACAGACUUUCUCAAGCACAAUAGUUUCUGUAUUUGACUUGAAUCAUUGAAUGAACUCAUGUAUCCCUUCUCAUUCAUAAACAGCAUCCAGAGUAUGAAAUAUGCAGUAAUCAUAAAACUAAUUAUAAUCAUUUAUUAACACUCUAAUUUAUAAUCUGUAAGAAAAGAUUUAUUCUUCUCAAAGGUAUGGGACUUAAUUCUACACAAAAUCCAAACUGCUGGAUUACCUACGCACCCACCCACUAUUGAUAUGUUUGAAUCUUUCAAAUAAACUGGGCUAAAAUACAAUUUUGGCACUUCAUUUUUAAUGAAGCAGCCUUCUCAUCCUCACAUUGAAAGAAAGCAAUUAUCAGAUUAUGUGUAGAAUGUUGUUGAAGCAUAAGAAAUGGGAAGGUUCAAAAUGGAAUAAUCCAAGUAUUUGGCGAAUGGUGGAUUUAAAAAAUAUGCAUAUACCAUGUAUACCGUAGUCCUAUUAAACAUUUUCACUUAAGGGGGACCAAAGACUUGGAAAGAUUAUAAUAAACAAGAUCUCCAGUGAACAUUGUACUAAUAUAUGAUACAUUAACAUUUCAUCUCGUGCUGAGGAUUGACAAUGUGCCAUUACUACUAUGUUGUAUUGAAUAUUCUUAUUUUAAGGAAAAUAAAAUAUUUUACAAAAAAGACUUCGUUUUUUAUUUACAUUUAUUUAUGAAAUGUUAUACCUUGUGCCACAAUAUUGUCUCUGGCUUACACUAUAACAACUACAUACACAUUUAUAAGCUAUAAUAUUACCAUAAUAUAACUACUGUACAAAAACUACAUCCCAUAUUUUCUUUUGUUUAAGUUAAGUCAUACUGUAUGGGGAAUGCCUUGUACUGAACAUGAAGUACAAUACAGUUAUAUUGCUAAAUAUCACUUAUGGACCUUGGAGAGAGUAUUUUCCAUUCAUAUUGGCAUUAAUAAUAAUAUCAUUUUCAUAGCCAGAGAGAUCUAUCAGAAUCAGAAUGUCUCAUUAAAAUGGCUCAAACUUAAACAGUGUACUUCCAAUAAAUCCCCUGUAUCUAUGAAUAUAAUACACGUGUUAAUAAUCAUAAUAUACAUCUAUCUGCAUUUGAAACUUGAAGAGAAAAUUGCAAAUGAAGAGAUUGCCUUUGUCUUGCUAAGGACAGCUAUAUCCUAUGACAUGUUUGAUAGUCUAUUAUAAUGUAUGUGAAUUAUUUCAUCAUUCGAUGAUACACAUCCUUGGGUGCCAAUGAAGCCUAUAUACACUCAGAUCAAUAUACAAACAAUAGUCUGUAUUUAGUCCUUAGUUAUCUGUAGUCCCUAAAUGACCUCAUAAUAUUUGCUUGUGAACAGUUCAAUUUUGAUUACCCCAAGCACUGAAAACCAAAUCAAAAUUAUUCUACUAAAAAGAAAAUUUAAGUAAUUUAGGGAUACUAUCAGAAAAUGUCAUUUCUCAUUCUCCAAGAUCGCCAUCUAUAAUUGUGCUGUCACUAUCAGCGCCACAGUCAUCUUCCUUAUUCUCAUCAACCUCCAUCUUUUCAGUAGCAUCUUUUGAAUCUUCCCCAUCAAUUGUUUUCUCACUAUCUGUAAU
Messenger RNA from Owenia fusiformis, 4131 nucleotides. The record is from the annotation of a GenBank genome assembly. NCBI's taxonomy places the organism in Eukaryota, Metazoa, Annelida, Polychaeta, Sabellida, Oweniidae.